This is a messenger RNA of Ustilaginoidea virens, 1068 nucleotides long. RefSeq lists its product as uncharacterized. Gene Ontology annotation, molecular function: ATP binding; tryptophan-tRNA ligase activity. Gene Ontology annotation, biological process: mitochondrial tryptophanyl-tRNA aminoacylation. The record is from RefSeq and is a predicted model, not a curated record. Bases 1 to 1068 code for a protein of 355 amino acids. The transcript has 5 exons. Gene Ontology annotation, cellular component: mitochondrion; mitochondrial matrix. Lineage: Eukaryota; Fungi; Ascomycota; Sordariomycetes; Hypocreales; Clavicipitaceae.
AUGCGACACGAGAAUGCAGUCCAGAGCCCCGGAAGCAGAGUUAUCUUCUCGGGCAUACAGCCCACGGGCAUCCCUCAUCUCGGCAACUACGUCGGCGCGCUGCGGCAUUGGGUGCAGCUGCAGCAACAGGAGCCCGACAGCGCGAAGCUGAUGUACUCCAUCGUUGACCUCCACGCCAUCACCACACCGCAGAACCCGGCGCAGCUGAGGCUUCAGAAACGCCAGAGCCUGGCUGCGCUGCUAGCUAUCGGCUUAGAUCCCGGAAGAUCCGUGCUAUUCUACCAGUCUUCCGUGCCCGCCCAUUCGGAACUCAUGUGGAUUCUGGCCUGCACUUCGUCUGUCGGCUACUUGUCCAGGAUGACGCAAUGGAAGCAAAAACUCAACAUCGUCGCGCCGGGGCGCCCCGAGGCCGAACAGACCGUUGGAAACCGUCUGAAACUUGGAUUGCUGUCCUACCCAGUUCUGCAAGCCGCCGAUGUCCUCGUUCACCGUGCCACACAUGUUCCCGUCGGUCAUGACCAGCGGCAGCAUCUGGAGUUUGCCCGUGAGUGUGCCACCAAUUUCAACCACGCAUAUGGUGCGCACCUCGUCCGUCCUCAUACCAUCGCUGCUUCUCCAGCACAUCGCAUCAUGUCCCUGUCGGAUCCAACAUCAAAGAUGUCCAAGUCGCACGAGCUGGGUCGGUCGCGGAUUCUAAUCACUGACACGCCAGAGGACAUCCGAACCAAGAUAUCUAUGGCGCUUACCGAUUCCAUACCAGGAAUCUCAUUUGAUCCAGCCGCGAGGCCCGGAGUGUCAAAUCUGCUCAACAUACUCUCAGCCUUUGACCCCGAGAAACGAAACCCAGAGCAGCUGGCGCAAGUAUAUGGCGCAGCCGACACUCGCUCCUUCAAAGACACCGUAUCAAAUGCCGUCAUUGCAGGGUUGCAGGGCAUCACAGGUCGUUAUAAUGAACUCAUGGGAGCCGAGAGUCUCUACCUAGAUCAUGUUGCUGCUGAGGGUGCGCGCAGGGCACGACAAAGUGCAGAUGAAACCAUGUGCAUAGUCCGGGCCGCAACUGGGCUAUGA